Molecule: messenger RNA, 615 nt
Organism: Echinococcus granulosus
Lineage: Eukaryota; Metazoa; Platyhelminthes; Cestoda; Cyclophyllidea; Taeniidae
Exons: 4
Coding region: 1-615 (204 amino acids)
Source: RefSeq, a predicted model, not a curated record
AUGCCAAUAGAGCAAAAGAACGAAGGAGAAGAAGAAGAGGAAGAAGAAGGUGAUUCUAUCAUGAGUACUGAAUGGGAGAAAUUGCAUGCUCGUUGUGUGGGCAUUGAGAAUAAACCAGACCUAGUAUUGGAACCUGUAAAAGGACAAUUGAGGUUUACUUCUAUUCGAUUGAAUGUUAACCAAAAAUACGUAGCACAGAUGUCGAUUACGUAUCAACUUAUGUGCAUGAGUCCAGAUUUUACUCAAUACUGGACAAUUUAUUGCUACACUAAGUACAAAAAUAAGCAGGCAAAUGAGCCAAUGAAAUUGGUGACAACCCAAAGGUCAUCAACAUGGUUACUGCUUUUACGCAUUUUUAUUUUCCUAAAUGCAAUGGGGUUCUUUAGUCGAAUCUGUUUAUUCGAAAUUAAUGGUGGAUCGGCUCACUUAUUGGAGUCGUAUCCCCUAGUCACGCAACAGUUAUAUUCUGUCAAGAUUUCUUCUUCACCACUUACGCAGUCAGCCUUUAAGUUAGAUAACAAUGUAGGAGGUAUAUCAAUUUAUGAAGGGCGUGUUAACAGCAAAUUCACCGCUGCCACUGGCCAUCCAUGUCAUUCCUUCUCCUCAACAGCAUAG